AUGAAGCUGUCAAAAAGAUACAAGGAUUCUAAUAGUCAGGAUGUUGAGGAGAGUAGUCGUCGUGGACAGUUUGACGGAGGCGGGGGUGGUGAAGGCGACGGGGGCGGUGGUGGAGGAGACGGAGGUGGUGGUGACGAGGGUGGUGGAGGGGGUGGUGAAGGCGAUGGUGGUGGUGGCGAUGGGGGUGGUGGAGGGAAUGGGCAUGGGAAUGGUCGGCAUGGGUGUGGGAAUGGUGGGCAUGGGAAUGGUCGGCAUGGGAAUGGGAAUGGGAAUGGGAAUGGGAAUUUAGGAUGA
Messenger RNA from Camellia sinensis, 294 nucleotides. The record is from RefSeq and is a predicted model, not a curated record. Lineage: Eukaryota; Viridiplantae; Streptophyta; Magnoliopsida; Ericales; Theaceae.